Molecule: messenger RNA, 1965 nt
Organism: Pyrus x bretschneideri (Chinese white pear)
Lineage: Eukaryota; Viridiplantae; Streptophyta; Magnoliopsida; Rosales; Rosaceae
Product: serine/threonine-protein kinase BSK5
Exons: 10
Coding region: 198-1679 (493 amino acids)
Biological process (GO): brassinosteroid mediated signaling pathway; protein phosphorylation
Molecular function (GO): ATP binding; protein kinase activity; protein binding
Source: RefSeq, a predicted model, not a curated record
AAUUUCUCCUUGUUGACUUUGCGCUGUCCCGACCGAAGUCGAUGCGAAAACCGCGUGGUGGCUUCCUCUACAAAUCAUAUACUGCCGCUGCAAAGUGGCGGCAGAAGCAGAGACGUACGCCAAACUUUUUAGAGAGAGAAAGCCGCACGGUUACAUAUUUCAGAGCGUUUCUCACUAGAUUUUGAUUCCUCGGCCAAAUGGGAAACGUUUUCUGCCUUUGCUUCCGGCCGCACAGCACCAUAUCAAAUUUCGAUGACUCGUUAGACGCAGAGAAUGUGGGGAGAGACCAAGUGUACUCUCUGUCUCCGGUGCCGGGGUUCAGUGAGUUCAGCCUGCACCAGCUGAGAGCUGCCACGUUGCAGUUCUCGUCGGAGAAAGUUGUCUCCAAGCAUGGCGAGAAUGCUCCGAAUGUGGUCUACAAAGGCAAGCUCCAAGACGGCCGCUGCAUCGCCGUUAAGCGUUUCAGCUGCUCCGCUUGGCCCGAUUCCCGCCAAUUUCUGGAGAAAGCUAGAGCUGUGGGGCGGCUGAGGAACAAGCGUUUGGCGAAUCUGAUCGGGUUCUGCUGUGAAGGGGAUGAGAGAUUGCUUGUGGCAGAGUUCAUGCCUAAUGGUACUCUCUCCGAGCAUCUUUUCCAUUGCGAGAACCAGCCUAUGAAAUGGGCAAUGAGGUUGCGAGUGGCUUUGUACACGGCGCAAGCUUUGGCAUACUGCAGCAGUAAAGAGCGGGCAUCGUACCAUGAUCUUAAUACUUGCAAAGUCCUGUUUGAUCAGGAAUUAAAUCCCAGACUCUCCUGCUUUGGACUUAUGAAGAAUAUAAAAGAUGGCCAGAGUUAUAGUACCAACCUCGCUUUCAACCCUACCAAAUACGCGAAGAAAGGAAAAGUGAUACCAGAAGGUGUGGUUUACGGCUUUGGAACCCUAUUGCUUGAUCUGCUCAGUGGUAGACGUAUCCCACCAGCUCAUGCGCUUGACCUCAUACGCGAUAAAAGUUUGUUGAUGCUGUUGGACUCGUGCUUAGAAGGUCAUGUUUCAAAUGAUGACGGAACUGCGGUGGUGCAGUUAGCUUCACAAUGCUUGCAGUCUGAACCUCAUAAGAGGCCGAAUAUCAAUUCUCUUGUGACUUCCCUUGUCCCUCUUCAAAAAGAAAUUGAGGUUCCGUCAUAUGUUCUGAUGGGUACCCCCGAUGGAAAUGUGCCCCCAAAACCGAUAUUGCUGUCACCUCUAGCUGACGCUUGCACAAGAUUGGAUCUUACAGCAAUACAUGAGAUAUUGGUGAAAGUUAGAUACGAGGAUGAUGAAACUGGGCACGAACUUUCUUUCGACAUGUGGACAGAGCCAAUGAAGGAGGCAUUAGAUUUUAGGAAGAGGGGUGAUGCUGCAUUCAAAGAGAAAGACUUUGCCACCGCAAUAAGUUCUUAUACAGAAUACUUUGAUCGUGUGAAUGGGAAAUCGCCAACUAUGUUGGUUAGACGGUGCCUGUGUUACUUAAUGAGUAACAGGGCAGAAGAAGCUCUUCAAGAUGGUGAUGAAGCCCUAGCACUAAAGCGUGAAUGGCCAAACGCCUUCUAUCUUCAAGCGGCUGCCCUAAAGAGCCUAGGGAUGGACAAUGAUGCCGCGGAAAUUCUAAGUGUUGGCGCAUCCUUGGAAGUAAAGAAACUAGAUAAGCUGAGAAGUGAGUAGGUGUUUCCCGCUUCUUUCAUCUAAACCUGCAUCUAUUUUAUCGAUUCCCUCUUCGGCAUCUUAGUUUCUUCUGAUCUAGCAUGAAAGGAUUGGCCAUAAAAAUCAUUAUGAUGUAUAUUUUCAUUUAUUUUGAUCUGAAGCAUCCUGUGGCUAUGUAGAAAAAUUGUACUAAAAAAUUAGUUGUUAUUUCCUCUGCAGUAUAUGGUCAGAUGCUGAUGUUGUAUCUUGUAUAUAGAUUUUGAAUAUUUCAUUGUGUAAAAUAUCAUCCUGAUUAUAUUCAUUUUAA